GCAGACCAUGCCAAAGAAACAAGCUUCGCUGAGCUGCUCCAGGAUCUGCGACGAGUCAUGGCCACGCAAUCGGGCCAGGGAGUCCACCAAACUGAGGAGGUCGAGGGCGACCGCAACGAGCAUGACCCGGCCACGCCACGGGCGCGAAACAGCUUGGCCUCUCCGUUGGGCCUGCGCCAGAUGUCCCCAGAAGUGGAGGGAGAGGAUGUCCUCGAGGACAAGGAAAACAAGCUGAAUGUCCAGAAUCAGACUUCGGCAAUCGCAAGCAAGGCACUGACGCCCGAAGCGCACGAGGUGGUACGAAAGGUGAUGAAGCAGAUCAACUUCGCUCUGAGCUUCGGAUCUCGCAAGUUGUACGGCCGUCCUAUUCAAGACGCGCGGGGCUUCUUCGAGGCUCUCGACCGGCACGGCAAUGGUGUCCUGGACCGCAAGGACAUCGCGCAGGGCUUCAAGCGGCUGGACAUUGUAUUGCCUCGAACUACGCUCGAGAUGCUGGUCCAGAUGGUCGACCAGGAUGCGAACGGUCUGAUGUCAGUGGAUGAGCUGCUGCAGGCAAUGGAGCGCAGUGAGCCCUUCACCAGCAAGGCCAGCGAAGCCGGCAAUUCCGCACCGAACUCUGCUCGCAAGCGCCCGUGA
Messenger RNA from Symbiodinium pilosum, 636 nucleotides. Lineage: Eukaryota; Dinophyceae; Suessiales; Symbiodiniaceae. The record is from the annotation of a GenBank genome assembly.